Molecule: messenger RNA, 797 nt
Organism: Ascoidea rubescens DSM 1968
Lineage: Eukaryota; Fungi; Ascomycota; Saccharomycetes; Ascoideales; Ascoideaceae
Gene: TML25
Product: palmitoyl-(protein) hydrolase
Exons: 2
Coding region: 31-753 (240 amino acids)
Biological process (GO): protein depalmitoylation
Cellular component (GO): cytoplasm
Molecular function (GO): palmitoyl-(protein) hydrolase activity; carboxylic ester hydrolase activity
Source: RefSeq, a predicted model, not a curated record
CACCAUCCAAAGUAGCACUUUUCAUCUGAAAUGAGUCUCUCAGCUGUUAGAAUUUCCUCCAAGAGCAAGCCUGCCACUGCUGCUGUCAUCUUUUUGCAUGGGCUAGGUGAUUCUGGAGCCGGUUGGUCGUUUUUGUCUGAUUAUGCAAGAGCCUCCAAGGAGUUCGAUCAUAUCAAGUUCAUCUUUCCUAAUGCUCCAUCUCAACCAGUUACUGUCAAUGGCGGCAUGCGAUGUCCAUCUUGGUUUGAUAUUUAUGAAUUGGGCAACAACAAAAAUAUCAAUCUGGGCGAUGACAAGGAGGGUUUUCUUAAAAGUAUUGACACUAUCAGAGAGCAUAUCAAGGAACUAAACAAUAGCGACAUACCAACUGAUAGAGUUAUCAUUGGUGGGUUCUCUCAAGGUGCUGCUUUAUCCCUUGCUUCUUCAGUAUUGGUUGAUGAAAAACUUGCUGGGGUUAUUGGUCUAUCUGGGUUUGCAAGAAUCGUUUCGACUUUGAAGGAAAAAAUUGCUAGCUUUGAUGGUGUCAAAAACUUGCCAAAUGUUGAUACUCCAGUUUUGCAAUGUCAUGGCUUGCUAGAUGAAGUUAUCAAUUAUGAGUUUGGAGCAAUGACUAAAGACUUUUUCAAAAAAGAAAUCGGCUUGACCAACUAUAAAUUCUAUAAAUUUAACAAUUUGGGUCAUAGUUGUAAUGAAGACGAAAUUUCUCUUGUUUUAAAUUUUAUCAAAGAUAACUUACCUUCAACUACAAAAUAGAUACUUAAUAUAUUUAAUAGAUAGCCUUUGUAUGCUGCGAAAUG